CGGUUAACUUCACGAGCGUUUAGAGCGCCUACAGGUGGCUCGUACCCGUGUGUGUGGACGCCUCUGCUGGCGAGAGUCCGUAAAUUAUACGACGCAGGAAGCGGAGAGAAUGUCUAUUAACGAAAAGGCGGAACGAGAAGAGCCAGAGGACAAUGAUGCUUGGGUGAAAUGUCUUUCUCCGGGCGAAGAAGGCGACGUUGUCGACCUAAGUCUCGGGUUUCCUGACUGCCCGCCGCCAGAUUUCCUACAGGAUGCACUGCAGGCCGCCAUCUCCUGCAAAGCAUUACAUCAGUACACUCGAGGAUCCGGUCAUCCGCGGCUAGCCAAUGCCCUGUCCCAGAUGUACUCCCGCUUAAUCGGCCGAAACAUUGACCCAGAAGAGGAGGUGCUCGUGACAGUCGGUGCUACGGAAGCACUCUACACAACAUUCUUUGGUCUUGUCAAUCCCGGGGAAGAGGUAAUCCUCAUCGAACCCUGCUUCCCCCUCUAUGGGCCCCAGGUAUUGUUGGCAGGAGGGGUGCCAGUCUUCGUUCCCCUUCGCCCCUGUAAGCAGGGCGUAAUUUCCAGCGCUGACUGGAUUCUGGACCCGAAGGAGCUCGCUUCUAAGUUCAACUUUAGGACCAAGAUGAUUCUCGUCAACAACCCACACAAUCCUCUCGGGAAGGUUUUCUCGCAGGAAGAGCUAGAACUUAUUGCGGAGCUGUGCAGACAGCACAAUGUUAUCUGCGUAAUGGACGAAGUUUACGAAUGGAUACGUUAUGAAGGCAUCGAACAUAUUAGAAUGAACACGCUUCCUGAUAUGUGGGAAAGGACUAUAACUAUAGGAAGCGCCGGAAAAGCAUUCAGUGCUACUGGCUGGAGGGUAGGUUGGGCUUAUGGGCCUCAGAAUCUUCUUAGAGGACUGAAGUUGGUGCACCAGCAAAGCAUCUACACAAACAGCACUCUGAUGCAGGAAGCAGUGGCUGUAGGUAUUGAGAAGCAGAUGGACCGGAUAGGAGACCCCGAAGGAUUCUGGAGCCGCCAGUCAGAUUCGCUACAGAAGAAGCGGGAUUUCAUCUCGGAAUUCCUCGAAUCCCUUGGCGUGGCUGCCACCAUACCGCAAGGAGCUUACUUCAUUGUCUGCGACUUAUCUAAUCUAGCAUCAAAACUGGAAUUACAAGCCAAUGAAGAUGAACAUCACCAGCUCACGCAGUGGUUGUGGACAAAAAAGAAGCUGAGGACAAGUGCUGGUAGCGUUUUCUACAGUGAAAGUGCCAAGCCUCUUGCUAAGAAUUUCAUACGGAUUUGUUUCGCCAAGGACAAGUCAAAUCUUCAAAAAGCUGCUGAUAUACUGCAAGGAUUGAAGACAAGUCUGAGUAUAUGUUAGAGCACAACAUGGAGUGCGAAUGCAAAAUUUGUCCUGUCAAUAACAACAAGGUAUUA
Molecule: messenger RNA, 1422 nt
Organism: Rhipicephalus sanguineus (brown dog tick)
Lineage: Eukaryota; Metazoa; Arthropoda; Arachnida; Ixodida; Ixodidae
Product: kynurenine aminotransferase
Exons: 13
Coding region: 110-1366 (418 amino acids)
Biological process (GO): biosynthetic process
Cellular component (GO): mitochondrion; cytoplasm
Molecular function (GO): pyridoxal phosphate binding; L-kynurenine:2-oxoglutarate transaminase activity
Source: RefSeq, a predicted model, not a curated record